GACCACACAACCCCCACGGCGCGCUUCCUCUCUCCUCGACAAAUUCUUCUUCCUAUCUUAGCAACUGAGGGCUUAUAUCGCCCCACACACAAGCCACCAAUCGAGCUGAUGUAUGCAUAGACCACGAUGAGCUGCAUCAGAAGAACUAGUGCAAUAAUGAGUAGUCUCGCUGUAAGCAUCUUGCUCAUCGUCUCCUUGCUCACUCUUCACCUCCCCAUCGCAUGUGGUCGUCGCCACGUUGUCGUGCUAAAUCCAAGCGAUAAUGGGAUGAUGAACAGCAGAGGAAAGAAGGUUAGUUCCACCGUGGGAGCGGCGGCGGCGGCGGCGACGACGCGGACGGUGAAGAUGCGCGCGGCAGUCAAGCACGGGUACGCGGUCGCCGAGGUGUACGAGAUGCUGAGGAGGGACUACGCGUCCAAGGCGAGGCGCCGCCGGCCGAUCAACAACGGCGCCACGCCGCUGCAGGUGAACAAGAAGCCCUAGAGAGAGCUAUACCGUACGUCGUAGAUUACUUCUUCCCCGCCUCCCCGGCGUGCUCGGUACAUAUAGUUAGAGGCUUAGAGCUACCUGGCUGCUUCCUUCUUCAGGCUUUAGUUGCUAGCCCUAGUAGAUUAGGAGAGGGUUUGGGCACUUAGUUGCCCCAUAUGGAAUAGGAAUGAUGCCUUGUGUGCCCAGCCUUAAUCUAGCCUUCGAGCUGCUGGACAACCUGCUUAGCCCAAUCUGCAGAAACAGCAUGGAUCGAUCAUCCAUGUGCAGAUGGGCGAUUUUGUCACUGGUGUUCAUGCUUGAGGAUAGAUGCCAUGUAGUAUGCACAUCUGCAUCAGUAUCAGGUCGCAGAUGUGCUCAUAUGCCUGAUUGUAUUGUAAUAGCUCCAGUGGUUUACAUGUAUUUUGCACCAGUUCUCGGCUUAUGUUCUGGCGGCAGAUUGUCAUCAGGAAUGACAAUACUUCAACAAGUAGUAUACACAAAAUAAUUCUAUAUCAAAA
This is a messenger RNA of Zea mays, 986 nucleotides long. RefSeq lists its product as uncharacterized. The record is from RefSeq and is a predicted model, not a curated record. Lineage: Eukaryota; Viridiplantae; Streptophyta; Magnoliopsida; Poales; Poaceae. The transcript is spliced from 2 exons. Bases 127 to 483 code for a protein of 118 amino acids.